Fusarium subglutinans is the source of this 864-nucleotide messenger RNA. RefSeq names its product gnat family protein. The transcript has 2 exons. Gene Ontology annotation, molecular function: acyltransferase activity, transferring groups other than amino-acyl groups. The record is from RefSeq and is a predicted model, not a curated record. The coding region runs from base 1 to 864 and encodes 287 amino acids. Lineage: Eukaryota; Fungi; Ascomycota; Sordariomycetes; Hypocreales; Nectriaceae.
AUGGGCGUCCGUAUCGCUACCCAACAAGACAUCCCCGCUUUGAAGGAGAUUAUCCUCAGCGGGUUGUCAAAUGAUUCUGUCUGGCAGUACUGCUACCCCUCAGCAGGCCGUUCAGAAGCUGCCUCAAAUCAUGUCGAGACAGUUCUGAAGAGGAUCAUUGACGACAACAGCAAGAAUUGGCAUUGCUACGUAGUCGAUGCUCCCAAGACUCACGACCCUGUCUCCCUUGCCAUCAUCCAGUCGCUUCACCAGCACGAAGACGAUGGAAAGGGCGUCACUGAACAGAUCCAGCAAGUGCUCGGUCUGUCGGAAGACCCCAGCGACGGCGAGAGUAAGACGGCAAAGAGAAUUGCCGCACUGCAAUCAGGCAUCACGCAGACUCAGCAGACGUACCUCGCCCGCUACGACCAAGUUAUGUUCCUCCAUGCCGUCAUCACGCAUCCCCACCACAAGCGCCAAGGGUACGCCAAGACGCUCUCCAAGCAAACCCUGCACGUAGCGCGUCAGAAGGGCGCCGUCGUUGCAGCCCUCGCCAGCCCCUUCAGCGGCUACGUCUUCUACUCGGGCACCAGCUUCUCCAACUGCGGCCGCACAAAGGUCGAGACCGACAACGACAUCGAGAACCUCGAGCUGCAGAUCAUGGUCUGCGUUCCCCCCAAGCCCCUCGAGCAGAGGAGGAGCUCCAUCAUGGACUUUUGGGGAGGCGCCAAGAAGGCCUCGCCCGCUGGGAGCAGACGCGAGUCGCUAGACCAGGGCCAGGGUCAGGGCGAGAGGCGGAGCUCGUUUUUGGACAUGUUUAGCUUUGGUGGCCCCAAGACGCCCUCUGCUGUUGACGAUGAUACCCGCAGAAAGUCUCACGCCUAG